GGUGUUUGUUUCCCCCCAGAAAGAGCGCAGCGACGCAGGGAGAGGACAGCAGUUCGGCCGCUGUUGUCCGAAACCCUCGCGAACGUUCCUUCCUUUCUUCCUGCCUUGCGCUUGCUCUUGCUCGUGCUCCUGCUCCUUGAAGCACCAGAGGUGUCCGCGGCGGCCAUGGCUCUGUGCGGGGGUGUCGGAGCCGCGGCCUUACCCAGCGAGCUCAUCGUCCACAUAUUCUCGUUCCUGUCGGCGCGGGACAAGCUGCGGGCCUCGGCCGUGUGCUCGCGCUGGAGGGAGUGUCUCUUCUACCCGGCGCUGUGGACGGAGCUCAAGCUGCGGGUCGGCGGGGGCUCCGCGUGCGACGAGACGCCCAAGCUCGAGUUCCUCAUGCGGAAGUUCGGCUCCUUCGUGCGGGAGCUGCAGCUGGAGUUGGCCCCGGUGGACGGCUUCCUGCCGCUGCACGGCCACGGGGAGGCGGCGGGCACGGAGGCUUCGCAGAGCGGCGCCGGCGGGAGCUCCGAGCGCUGGAAGGACGCCAUGAAGACGUACCUGGAGCAGGCGCUGUGUGUGCUCCGCGGGCUGCGCCAUAACAGGAACCUUCGGAAGCUUAGGCUGUAUGGAGACACUUGUAUCCUGCAGGACGAGGGAGUGCUGGACACCUUUCAUCUCAAUCAGGUUGAUCAGGGUGGCAAGAAAAUCAAAGAAAUUCAGCAGCUGUUUGAGGAGAUCCUGGCCAACAGCAGGCAGUUGAAGUGGCUGUCUUCAGUCUUCAUGCUGGGCAUGGUGACCCCCAACUCCCUGGCAGCGAUGUCCAACAUGAGUGCCAGCUUCCUGGAGCACCUGAGCCUGCUGGACAACCAGGUGCCGCCUCUGGUGCCAGCUGUGGAGCUGGAGCGCUUGCUGCACCUGCGGUCCCUGGCGGUGGACUUCUGCGACUUCAGCGCCACCAUGUGCCGGCUGCUCUGUGGAAGAGAUCACGCACCCUUGCACCGUCUUUCUCUGCUGCUCAAUGGUGCCGCUCUACAUAGCAAGCCCCUGGAUGGCACGCCCUCUGAUGACGACUGGAAGGCCUUGGUGAGACAUAGUGCCAACCUGCGUGUCUACGUCAUGGCCCUGGACAUGGACAACCAAGACCUGCUGGCUGUGCUGAAGCCCAGCAUACCUCUGGAGAGGAUCCAUUUCGACAGUUAUUCCGCCCGCACCAGCGAGGCCACCGUGGAGCUCAUUUCGCUGCAGUACCACAAGACCCUAACCCACUUCAUCCUCAUGAGGGAUGAUGCCGGCUUCCCGGACCUCAGCGACAACCGCAACGAAGACCCGCUGGUGUUGCUGGCAUGGCGCUGUGUCCACCUGUCUGUGCUCGUUAUCCAUGGUUAUACGGUGUGGGCCCACAACCUCAUUGCCAUCUCCCGCCUGAGGGGCUCCAACUUGAAGGUGCUGGCAGUGUCCGAGGAGAGCAUCGACUUCGACCCCGACCAGGCAUUCUUCCUUGAGGAGGAUCCUGUGCAUAACCUUAUCAAGGAGGUGUCCCAGGGCCUGGGCCGUGUCUGGCACCCCAUGAUGGACACCAGCAUAGUCAUGAGCGAGCCCAUGCAGCACUUCUUUCAUGAAGUGCAGAGCUUCAGUGAGGGCAUAUAACUCCUCCUUCAGCCCACCUCCCUUGUUCCAACCCCUGACUCUGCCCUCGUGUGUAAAAGCUAUGCUGAAUGCUCCUUUACACAAUUAGCCCUGUCUCAUUUUAUAUAUACAUUUUUUUGUUUUCUGUAGUGUGAACUAACCCUUUAUGUGCUGUGUUUAAUCAGUAUUAGCGCUAUAUUUAUAUCUAUCUAUAUAUCUUGCUUCUGAAGAGUAUAGUUGGGUAUUGGUUUAGUAGCUAAUGAGUGAGUGCAGGAAGGGCUUUUUUCCAUGUCUGGCUUUUGAGAUGUAUGCUGCGUUUUUGUUUGUUGGCUUCUUAUAAGGGAGUGUAGAGUUGCAGAAAGCUAAGUCUAUCAGUUUAUCCGUCCCUGCCUUUUAAGAAAAUCAUUUAUACUCAUUUACCUUGUGAAGCCUGAGGCAUCCGGCCAAGGACGGAGCACUGAUGGAUACUAGUACAGCCCUUCAGCCCUCUGGUUAUUUUUUUUUUUUUUUUAUUUUGUUAUCG
Scleropages formosus (Asian bonytongue) is the source of this 2131-nucleotide messenger RNA. RefSeq names its product F-box protein 33 (gene fbxo33). Lineage: Eukaryota; Metazoa; Chordata; Actinopteri; Osteoglossiformes; Osteoglossidae. The transcript is spliced from 4 exons. The coding region runs from base 166 to 1629 and encodes 487 amino acids. The record is from RefSeq and is a predicted model, not a curated record. Gene Ontology annotation, molecular function: protein binding. Gene Ontology annotation, biological process: positive regulation of protein ubiquitination.